Siniperca chuatsi (mandarin fish) is the source of this 2668-nucleotide messenger RNA. RefSeq names its product adenosylhomocysteinase (gene ahcy). Gene Ontology annotation, cellular component: cytosol. The coding region runs from base 129 to 1430 and encodes 433 amino acids. Gene Ontology annotation, molecular function: adenosylhomocysteinase activity. NCBI's taxonomy places the organism in Eukaryota, Metazoa, Chordata, Actinopteri, Centrarchiformes, Sinipercidae. The transcript is spliced from 11 exons. The record is from RefSeq and is a predicted model, not a curated record. Gene Ontology annotation, biological process: L-methionine cycle.
UGGUUUGAAUGUGGCUUCGACGAUAAAAAGCGAGCCGUCAUGUUUCUGUCCCUCCCUCUCUGUCUCUGUCCGUCGGCUAGGCUGCCGCUGCACUCAACCUCCCCGGAAGAAAACACCAUAAGAGAACCAUGUCCGAGAAACUUACCUUCAAAGUUGCUGACAUCAGCCUGGCCGAAUGGGGGCGUAAGGCCAUCGACAUUGCGGAGAAUGAGAUGCCCGGUCUGAUGAAGAUGAGGGAGCUGUACGGUCAGUCCAAGCCUCUGAAGGGCGCCCGUAUCGCCGGCUGCCUCCACAUGACCCUUCAGACCGCCGUGCUCAUCGAGACCCUCACAGCCCUCGGAGCUGAGGUUCAGUGGUCGAGCUGUAACAUCUUCUCCACUCAGGAUCACGCUGCUGCUGCCAUUGCCAAGUCUGGAAUUCCAGUGUAUGCGUGGAAAGGUGAGACUGAUGAGGAGUACUUGUGGUGCAUCGAACAGACUCUGUAUUUCAAAGACGGCGAGCCCCUCAACAUGAUCCUUGACGACGGAGGAGACCUCACCAACUUGGUCCACCAGAAGUAUCCAAAACUGCUGGCAGGUAUCCGUGGAGUGUCUGAGGAGACUACUACAGGUGUCCACAACCUGUACAAGAUGAUGAAAAAGGGCGAGCUGAAAAUUCCCGCCAUCAACGUCAACGACUCUGUCACAAAGAGUAAGUUUGACAACCUGUACGGCUGCAGGGAGAGUCUGAUCGACGGUAUCAAGCGAGCCACUGAUGUGAUGAUUGCUGGUAAAGUUGCCGUGGUGGCGGGCUAUGGUGACGUGGGUAAAGGCUGCGUCCAGGCUCUGCGUGGGUUCGGAGCUCGCGUCAUCGUCACAGAGAUUGACCCCAUCAACGCCCUGCAGGCCGCCAUGGAGGGUUAUGAGGUUACCACCAUGGAUGAGGCUAGCAAGGAAGGAAACAUCUUCGUCACCACCACUGGCUGUGAGGACAUCAUCCUAGGACAUCACUUUGAGAACAUGAAGGACGACGCCAUCGUCUGUAACAUCGGACACUUUGACUGUGAGAUCGACAUGAGCUGGCUCAACAAAAACGCUGCAGAGAAGAUCAACAUCAAGCCUCAGGUUGAUCGCUAUCGUCUGAAGAACGGCCGUCACAUCAUCGUCCUGGCCGAGGGCAGACUGGUCAACCUGGGCUGUGCCAUGGGGCACCCGUCCUUUGUCAUGAGCAACUCCUUCACUAAUCAGGUUCUGGCUCAGAUUGAGUUGUGGACGAACGCCACCCAAUACCCCGUGGGAGUACACUUCUUGCCCAAAAAGUUGGAUGAGCAGGUGGCAGCCGCCCACCUGGAUAAACUGGGGGUGAAACUCACCAAGCUGACAGACAAGCAGGCCAAGUACCUGGGUCUGCCCACCGAAGGGCCCUUCAAGCCCGACCACUAUCGCUAUUGAGCCCCUUCUCCAUCUGGGCAAGUGGAGGAGGAGGUGUGGCUAGAAGGGUGUUGGUGUAGCAAGAUUUCGUGCACUUAGUUUGGCCAGGUUGCACUAUGGGUGCCAUUUUGGUUUUGGACUUCCAAAUGUCUACUUUUCAGGGAUACAGAGACUGUUUUUGUUUGCGUUUUUUUUCCCUCUUAACUAGCCUUCAUAUCAAAUGCUAAAGACAUUUAUUUCACAAGUUGCAUCCUGUGUUGAUCCAAAUGAUUUUAGCACGGCUCAAGUUUGGAACCAUCGUUCUGCUUUACUAAAGUGAGAUCAAACAGCUGGCAUGAAGCUGGACUUUGAAGCCAAAAUCGUUGCCCCAGUAAAUGGCAUCGACACAAAGCAGUAUCUGGUCAAAGUCACUAUCUUUUUAUAUGGGAGUUUGUGGACAUCAGGAGGAUGCAAAAGGUUAUAAAAGUCUUUUGUUUUGAUACACACAUCAAACAUCCAGCCCUGUAUUUCAACUGAAAAUGUAUUAGUUUGGCUCAUCACCAUCUUAUUUUGCUCUGACAAACUGGCACACACCGAUAUCUUCAGUUCUCUGCCUUCUCUCCUUUCUUUCUCAUCAAUGCUCUUCUGAAACACCAUCAAGUGCUACUAUGGCUAUUAAAGAGAUUUUCUCUUGUUGUUUGUCAUUCCCUCUCCGUUUAUGGAAUAAUAAUAAUAAUAAUAAUAAACCCUGAUGCUUUUCUAUCUAAGCUCUUCUCUCCGUCUUUAUCGCGCUGAGAAGUGACAACAGGUUUUUCUUCUGUAUCUUAAUGAAUCAAGGCAAACAGUUUAGUGGACACUGGCCUUAGUCCAGUGUAGUCACAUUAAUACUGCCCCUUGUUAGCACUUAAUGAAAACUGUACUCGACGCGUGUGUGAAGACUGUCAAUGCUCUUGAAGUGCUAGGUAAGAGGACUGCUGCCAAAGGCACCACCAAAGCACAUCAUGUUUUUGCCUGGUUUAUAAAAACUCUUAUUCUUGCCUCAUUUUCUUCCUUUUUAUUGUGAUUAUUUAAUUAACUUGAAGGGCCAAAAAGUACAACCUCCCCCCCCCGCCUCUCAGUUCAUUUAAUUUCUCACUGUAGCCAAUCAGGGGGAAGUUAAAGUGGUGGCAUACGUCCUCAACAGUUACCGCCUGAAGUAGAGUUCAACUGCUUGUAAAUGAUCGAUUUGAUGUUGAAACUGUCAAGUUUGACUGAAAAAUAAAAAAAACAUGUUGACUCUG